AUGUUGCACAUAUAUUGGCCGGUCACAGCUUGCGUAACGAUGUUUCUCAUCGUUGGCGUUAUUAUUGUGAUGCUCAGGUUUGGGCAUCGUUUAUGCAAGUUGAGGCAUACUGCUCUGCCAGAUGAUAAUGAUUGGGAGGAUAAAGCCUAUGAACAAAAAGUGUCUUAUGCUGAAGCAAUGCCUUAAACAUCAUAUUUUAUAGCAUUUUAUGGAUUAUGUACAAGUAGUGUUAGUUUAAACUAGAAUCUCGAAAGCAAUUUACAUGAAUAUUCACGCAGAAAGUAUUAUUUUAAAAGUAUGACUUUGUAAUGUUUAUAACUCUUGAAAAAUCCGUCCAUUUUGUAUUUUUGAGUACUAUUUCUAUGUAAUAAAUAAUUAAAAACAUA
Molecule: messenger RNA, 386 nt
Organism: Dalotia coriaria
Lineage: Eukaryota; Metazoa; Arthropoda; Insecta; Coleoptera; Staphylinidae
Gene: wrm2
Product: wurmchen 2
Exons: 1
Coding region: 1-186 (61 amino acids)
Source: RefSeq, a predicted model, not a curated record